This is a messenger RNA of Carcharodon carcharias (great white shark), 7780 nucleotides long. RefSeq names its product E3 ubiquitin/ISG15 ligase TRIM25-like. The transcript is spliced from 7 exons. NCBI's taxonomy places the organism in Eukaryota, Metazoa, Chordata, Chondrichthyes, Lamniformes, Lamnidae. The record is from RefSeq and is a predicted model, not a curated record. Bases 67 to 1350 code for a protein of 427 amino acids. Gene Ontology annotation, molecular function: zinc ion binding.
UCGAGUUCCAGACAAAUCAUCAGAGCUUCGGAUCCCGGCUGUAAGAAGGAGAAGUGGCACCUCGACAUGGCAUUACCAUUGUCAAAUGUGCAGGUUUCCAGGGAGAAGCUGGUCUGUGCCAUUUGUCUGGAGGUGUUCAAGAAUCCGGCGACGAUUCCAUGUGGACAUAAUUUCUGCUUGGAAUGCAUCCAUCGAUUCUGGGACCAGCAGUUUAGUGUUGGGGCCUAUAGCUGCCCUCAGUGCAGGGAAAAUUUCAUCCCCAGGCCCACGCUCCACAGAAAUAUAAUUGUCUGCGACAUAGUGGAAGAUUUUCUCAAGUCGGUUACUAAGGCUGGCAUCUCUCAGCCCCUGGCAGGGCCAGGGGAUAUCACCUGUGAUUUCUGCAGCGGUAGCAAGCUGAGGGCAGCCAGGUCGUGCCUGGUAUGCCUGGCAUCUUAUUGUGAGGAGCACCUGACACCUCACCGGGAAAGCCCGGCGUUCCAGGAUCAUCCCCUGACCGAGCCUGUGCGAGAUAUCAAGGAGCGCAAGUGCAAGAUGCACAGGAAGCACCUGGAACUCUUCUGUAGGAACGACAAGACUUUCAUUUGCUGCGUAUGUAUGACUAGUGAGCAUCGUAAGCACGAGGUGGUAACGCUGGAGGAAGAGGUACAGAGCAGGAAGAAAGAACUUUAUCUAAUGGAUCUUGAGAUGGAGAAGCAGCUACAGGGGACACUGCUGGAGAUUGGAACACUUCAGGAAAAUAUCGACUCAAUCACGAGAACCGCACAACGAGUGGAAUUGGAAAUCACCAACAAAUUUUCUGCAAUGACUGAAGCCAUCGAUGAGGCCCUGAAAGUGGUGAUUGGGUUAAUUGGGAGGGAGCAGCAGGCAGCACUGAACCAGGGCAUCAGCAUCAGGACCCAACUGGAGCAGAAAUGCACCGAGAUCAGAGAGAAGAAACUCCAGUUGGAAAUCUUGGCCAAUAAGAGCGAUAAUUUAAAAUUUGUACAGGAGUCCCUUUGUUUCAGCUCCUCCUCUCUGGUCUCUGAAGUCCCUAAGUUAAAGUCCGAUCUACAUUUCAAGCUGGCUCGUGCUAGCGAAGCAGCCACCGAUCUUUCUGUCCAGGUGAAGGAAUGUCUGCGUCAAGCCAUGAAACGCAAACUGAAGAGUGCAGAGACAAGAGGAAAUGAGAAAGCUGCUCGAUCAUCAGAUGUGUCUCCACAUACUUCUCUACUUCCUCAAGAACCCAAGAUUCGGAAAGAGUUUUUACAGUUCCUCUCACCAUUAGAUGGCACUGCUGCUCCUCCAAGCAACGUCUCCCAGGUCUGUUCUUCUCGGCGGCACUGCAGGUGUCAUGAAGCUGACUUUUGAUCCAAACUGACCGCUUUUCCCAUUGGGAUCAGAGAGUAGAACACAACUAACCAAAGCCAUGGAACGAUCCAGAGCAUCUAUAGAGAUUUGAUAAUUGCUUGCAAGUCAUAUGUUUGGAGACUCACACCAGGGAAAUGUUACUGGGAGUUUCAUCUUUUCAAAGGCCUGUGAGGCAUCUGUGGCAACCUAGUAUGCACCUGUUAUUUGGGGAAGGAUAGUUUGGCUAGGAGUUAGGAAUGCGUCCUAGUGUUUGGAAAUCACACACCAACCCUCCCAUCUGACUCUCCCUCAUUCCCUCCCCAUUGCCCCGGUAAAUGGAUUGCAUUAUGUGCCUUACUGUGUCCACUUGGCACAAUUAGGUAGAGUUACCUGGCCAGUAACUCUAUACAACUGGUUUGGGAUUUACCUAGAUUAUCCAAGUGACACCUCGUCGUUUUACAGGAUGAAUCUGCUACAUAGCUUCCAAGCUGUCUUUAAAGAGCCACUGUAUCCUGUGUUUUACAUUGGGUCAAGCACAUCUUUUUGUAUUUGCCAGCUCAAGUAACGAGGGGCAGGCUGGAUUUUCUUAAAGCUAAGUUUAUUUCUCAGCUUUAUUCUUUAUAUGUAUGUUCUGAGAAUAUCUGGCUCAACCCUCCCUGACGAUUAUUAUUCUUGUGUGUGCCAUUUGUGGCAUUGCAACUAAGCCUGAUAACAGCUUCCACCCAAUAACAAAACGCAUUUGGUUAGUUGAACUCACUGGGCAACUGUAAGGAGCAGGUGACUAUUCUGACCCUUGGGUCAUGGCCUAGAUUGGUGAGUACCACACCACCUCACUUAACGGGUCUUGCACUAACACCAACCAAGCUCAUUUCACUCAAGGCCUUUGUUGUGAAUGGUCUGAGCUAAAUGUCCUGCGGCAAGUGACUCACCUCCUGAAUCCCCCGGCAGGAGUCAGGAGUGUGAUGGAAUACUCUUCACUUGUCUGAAUGAGUAUAGCACAACACUCAAGAAAUUUGAAAUCAUCCAAAACAUAGCAGCCCACUUGGCUGGCACCACUUUAAACUUUUACACCUUUCACCACAGGCACACAGUGGCAGCAGUGUGUACCAUCUUUAGCACUUUACAAACUCUUGGCCUCUACCAACUAGAACAGGCUUAUCCAAUGUUUUUGUUCAAGGAGGGGGCACGUUUCCAUUUUUUUUCCUCAUUCAAGGAACCAGUGGGCAAAUUUCUGAAAGAUAAGGCUUGCCACAACAAUAAAAUAAAUUAAAAAAAACUGUUGAGGUAUUAAUGAAAGAAACUAUUCCUGAGCAAAAGUAAAGCAAGGUCAUAACAAAUUGUUGUUAAAAAAGAGUAAUUAAUAAAAAUAACCAGAGUGUGAGAAGGUCAGUGUGCGUGUGUCUGGCUCACUCCCAGCCUCAGGGUGCUCACUAACUCACCCUCUCACUUUCCCCCACACCACCCUCUCUCACUCCCCUACACCCACCACAGCACCAUCUCCUUUCCAGGCACACAGCAAUAUUUGCGCUCCCCGGGCUCCAGCCUCACCACUCCUUCGUUUCCCUUGGACCCGGCAAGCCUCAGCACACUUGCCACUGUUCAUUGCUCCUCCAAUCAGAGACUGUUUUUCUCUCUCUCAUUUGCUGCUAAUAGGCUCUGUAGAGCCUAUUAGCAGCAAAUUUUGGAAAUGUUGUGAUUGGAGGCGCAUCCCUUACAAAAUCUUGAAUUUCACUUAUCAGCAUUUUGAACAUACCAUCUUUUGAAUAGUGGUUCUGUGGGCCGCCAGUUGGACAAGUCUGAUCUAGAUGAUACAUGGCAACACCAUCUCACCUGCAAGUCCCCCUCCAGGUCAUACACCAUUCUAAUUUGGAACUAUAUUGCUGCUGUUCUUUCAUCGUCACUAGGUCAAAAUUCUGGAAUCCCUUCCUAACAGGACAGGCUGCAUCUCCACCAGAUAGCCUGCACUGGCUCAAGAAAGUGACUCAGCAGCAUCUUCUCAAUGGCAUUUAGGGGUGGGCAAUAAGUACCAGCCUUGCCAGUGACGCCCACAUCAGAGAAUAAUUCAAAGCCUGGUAAGGCCUGGCCCUGUGCAGUAUUUGGUUCCUUGAUUUGUGUCUAUACCCAGAUGCCCUUAUUCUGUAUGGUUAUUUAAGGGCACUCAAUAUCAAAGGUGUGGUUGUGAUGUGAUCAAUACACAUGAACACACAGAGGGCAAAACUUAAUGCCCCUCCUGAGGUGUCUUUGGAGGUGGGCUAGAAGGUUUAGGGUGAGGACCCCAUCGUCCUCCAAUUUCUGUCCCGGAUGGCUCGUGGAUGGCCUUCCCGCCCUAACUACAAUUGAGGUGCUUAAGUAGGCUUUAAGGGCCUUCCUCCCACCUCUGGUAUUCAACCUGCUUGCUUGCAGACUGCUGGAGGGUAGGGGCGCAGGUCCCUUGUUGUCAGACAUGCACUGCCUGAUCAAAAGACCUGGCCUCGGGCAGGGGGCGGGGCACUGAAAACCACCUCCCUCAUCCCCACCUAGCCAGCAGCCCACUCACUGCUCUUACUCACCAGUGGCCUGGGCCCUUCAGCCAUUCAAGGCCUCUGGUGGGUUCAUUAUCAGCUGUUACCGCAUGACGCUUCCUACAAUGGAGAGCCACUGGCAUCUGAUUUGUUAGCAGCUUUUGAUGGCGAGAUUUCCAUCCCCUGGCCACUUAGUGCUUUACUGGCAUUUAAGUCAGCCGUCAUUCCCAAAAGGAAGUGAUGCAGAACUUUUGCUGGCUCUCCAGCCAGCAGGCAAGGCCCCCAUUGUCUGGAUUAAAUUCCACCCACUAUGUGGAAGCAUUCCAAUGUCUCAAGUCAAUCUAUCACACAGAUCAUUGUGCCAAUUUUCCAGCGUGGUCUCAACAUUCUGGUGACAGUCAUCGGAUUAUGGGAACCCUUCUGGGAUACUCCAUCCAUCCAAGUGAGCAAUGAAGGUGGGCAAGUGGGAAGAAUGCUUGCAAUUUUCGAUUCACAAUCCUGGUAAAUAAGUCUCAAACCUAGAUCAUGCAGUUGACAAACUUUUCCUAAUCCUGUCAAGUGCUGGAAGUGUCAUUUCUGCAGCCAUUAGUGCCUUGAAUGCUACCUUGUUGCAUAUUUUAUUCUCUUCCUGCUGUUCUAUUGCGUAUAUCACAUACUUUAGCAUUUGCUUCUAGCUCCUAUAACAGUUGUUAGUUGGGUGUUUAGGGUGGGACUAUGACACCUUCCUAUUUUGUAAGUACAUAUGAAAGUAUUAAUUAAAAUCUCUCUUCCUACAUUCCAAUUAUAUAGGAAGCAUAUUAUCAAUGGAUUAUAUAAAGCAAGCUGCUGCUGUUUCACUACAAUUAAAUUAGAUUUAGAUCAAUAAAAUUUAUGUAUAUGAUUCCUUGUGUGAUACGGUCCUGAAAUUAUAUAAUAAAUGAUUGGUCCUUACAUAACUCCAAAUACCGACCCUGAUAUUAACUCCAGGUGGGUUUUGCACUGGUGAGUUUAGGAAUUCUCACCUGCUGCAGCAGAAAACAGGCCCAGAUUAUUUUAACUCCUAAAGACUGUUAACAUACCGCCUGUAAAAUUGCUGCUCGGGAUAAGGGCAAUUUAGGAUGGGAAAUAAAUGCUGUCCUUGUCAGCAACAACCAUAACCCACCUGAACCGAAGUAAACAUGUAGUCGGUGGGGAAGAACACUCUGGGACGGAGUUCAGGGCAGGAUGGGCACACGUUGUAUUAGAGGCAGAGAAAACAUGGCAAAAUGUGCUACAGCCUUUAAUUGUUGCUGAAAACAAUUGAGAGAAUGAAUUCUUCAGAUGACUGAGGAAUGAUGAGAGGAGGGGAGGUGCAAAGUGCACAGUUAGAAUGGAGCCGGGUGGGGGAGGGGUAGGGGACGGAUAAGACCAUCUUAUCUCCCAGUACAUCAGGGAUAAGAUAGUGGAGAGGGACAAUGGAGAGAUUAAAUUGUGACCUGAACAUUUCAUUAGUAGACAUCUCAUGGAAAUUUGGGCUCACAAUUCUAGUUAAGAGUUUUGUUGCAUCAACAUAAUCUUUGCCUCUUAGCAUCGGAAAAACCAGAGCAGGAAUGAAUUUUUAAAGGUUGUUUAAUUACUGUGUCAUAUCCAGAAGUUGUGUCUUAUUUUGCUUAAAGUGAUAGUUUGUCACUUAGUCACAAAAGCUCAGUCAUUCGACUGAAACCAGUGUCAAGAAACCACUAUGUGAAAUGUGUUCUGAGGGUUCAGCUUAUAACACAGUGGAAAGGUCUUGAAAAACUCAAAAGCUUAUUCAUUUUCUGCACUAAAAUCAGAACAGACUGAAAGAGGAUCAUUUAGCUAGAUAGGAACAGGAGGUGGCCAUUCAGUCCCUUGAGCCAACUCCACCAUUCAAUUAGAUCAUGAAUAAUUCCAUUUACCCACAUUAGUUCCAUAUCCCUUAACACUUUUAACUAACAAAAAUCUAUCAGACUCAGUCUUGAAAGCUUCAUUUGAUCCCCAGCAUCCACCAUAGCCUUUUGGGGCCAGUUCCAGACUUCUAAUAACUUUUAUGUGAAUGAGCGUUUCCUGACUUUUCCCUCCUGAACAGCCUAGCUCUAAUGUUAAGAUUACACUCCCACUUUCCUGAUUCCCCCACCAGGGAAAAUAGUUUCUAUCUAUCCUAUCAAAUUAUUUUUAACAUUUUAGACAUCUCAAUGCGAUCACCCCUGAAUCUUCUAAGGUCGGGGGAAUACAUGCCCAGUUUAUGCUCCAUUUUUCUUAAUUUGUUUCAUCUAAAGCAAGAUGCUUUGUCUUUGUGCUGCACUGACGUGCAGGGAUGCAAUGUAUCAAACUGCUUUGGCAAGUGGCAACUGUUCUUUGAUUGAAGUUAAACCUGCAAUUCAAAUCAAUAGACCUGAUGGAUACUGAAGUAGGUCAGUCCAGACCAGUCACUCUGUAACUCUUACCAACCCAUUAACGUUUAAUAGCAGACAAGAAAAACGAACUGUGAUUGCUGCAAAUGGGAACAAAAUAAAAAGAAAAUGCUAGAGAUGAACUCAGUCAAUCAGAAUCUGAAUGAAAGACUUGCAUUUAUAUAGCACCUUUCAACAGGACAUCGCAAAGUGCUUUUGAAAUGUAGCUACUAUUGUAAUGUAGGAAGCUCAGCACCCAGUUUGCACACAACAAGCUCCCACAAACAUCAAUCUAUUUUUGUGACAUUGAUUGAAGAAUAAGUAUUGGCCAGGAUGCUGGGGAUAACUCCCCUGCUCUUCUUUGAAAUACUGCCAUGAGAUCAUUUGGAUCCCCUGCAAGAGCAGGAUCUAGGUUUAAUGUCUCAUCACUUCUGGCAACACAGCACUUUUUCAGUACAGUAUUAGUCAUGCUAGCCUGGGUUUUGUCAUUAAGUUUCUGGAGUGAGAUCCAAAUCCACAAGCUUCUGACUCAGAAAUGGGAGUGCUACAUUAAGCCCUGACUCAUGAUGAAAGAUGGGUCAGAUGUGUUCCUCCUGAACUUGAUGGAUAAAGGCAGGAAAAUGUUUCACUGGGACCUAAAUCAGACCUGGCAGGGGCUAGAGGAACAAUAACACAGCUUGAAGCGAGAUCAACAAAAAGGUCCUGAGGUUUCUGUUUGUCUGUUAUUAGAGUUCUGUAAUUAUCCACUUACCAGCAUAUUGGCACUGUUUUUAAUGUGUUUAUGUGGCCUCAGGGGACAGUAAACUGUCCAACUCUCUUUGUACCCUCCCCGCAGCGCAAGGCACAUUUUAAUUCUCGGGGUUCAUUUCAUUAAUUUAAAUUGUACUCCCAUCCAGUCACUCCCAGUGGAAAUUGCUAGUUGGUGAGUGGAAGCAGGAUUUCAAGCAACAGGAGGGAAAUCCAAGAGAAUGACCCCAGCACAAGGGGAAGUGAUGUGGGGUAUAGAUUCCAUCGUGGUCAGGGGAGGGCUAGGGAAAUCUGGACAGGCCCAAGGCUUCCUCGUGAGGCUCAGAGAAGCAACUCCUGCAGAUCCUGGCCCACAAGAUAUCAACUAACCCCAACAAUUAAGUAUCAAUACAGCCCCUGUUUGCUUGCAACAGGCAGCCCCUGCAAAGCUUAAAAUCCAGCAGUUAAAACGGUGGACACAAACAGGUCACAAAUGUAAUGUUAAGCACCCAAAUGCCAUUUUGACUAUCCACAUUUGGGUAGUAUUAAAAUUCGGCCUUUUUUUCCUGCAUGGCAUUAAAAUAUUUUCCUUGACAUUUUCCUUUGGGUAGUUGAUGUCCUCUUUCAAAAGUUAAGACAAGUGGGGGUGAGGGGCAGGGUAUUCUGGUCUGUCACCAUAUACAGGUAGCAACCCCUCACCUGAAUGAAAAGGGGGAAACUGCAAAAGAUCUAUUCUUAAAUACAUAGGUGGAUUUGGAUUUAUUAUAUCAUAGGAUUAAGAUUUUUGCUUUCUUUUCGCUUAUAAAUAGCUCAUCUACUUGUACUGUAACUGGAAAUAAUAAAAUGGUCAACUUG